Messenger RNA from Plasmopara halstedii, 3045 nucleotides. RefSeq names its product cellulose synthase 2. The record is from RefSeq and is a predicted model, not a curated record. Bases 1 to 3045 code for a protein of 1014 amino acids. NCBI's taxonomy places the organism in Eukaryota, Oomycota, Peronosporomycetes, Peronosporales, Peronosporaceae. The transcript has a single exon.
AUGUCGACAACUAGUAAAUCAACCCCGCCAACGGAUGAUUACUCAAAGUUUGCAACUCCAUCGGCUUUGGAUGUACGGCAACCUGGAGAGACGGAAAUUGGACGAAAUGCUGGACCUUUUGAUCCACCAGUACAACUUCCAAACAAUUCUGAUGACAAUCGAGCAUUUCAAGAAAAUAUUAUUACAGUUCAUGGUUAUAUGCACAAGCAAGGGAAACGUACGAUCAAAGGACCAAUGCAUAAAAGUUGGAAACGACGUUACUUUGCAUUAGAAAAAGCAAAGAUUUAUUACUUUCAUUCACAUCAAGAAUGUCGUCAAUAUUUUACAACACGAAAUACGGAUCUAGUUGUUGGUGCUAUUGAAUUAAAAGAUGCUUUACAAUUGCGUCCAUGUGCUCGAAUGGAUCUUCCACAUCGAGGAUUUGAAGUCAUGACAAAGCGUCGUGUUUGGGUAUUAUGUCCUGAGACUGAUGACGAAUAUCGACUUUGGUUUGCAGGUCUCGAAGAAGCAAUUGUGGCUUGUGGAUCGGGUAAUAUUAUUGAACGUAAACUGCCGAAUGUUCGCAAGUAUUACAUGAAAGGUAUCACCACGUAUCGUGUUCUCUACUUUCUCUUUCUUUUACUCAGUCUUAUUGAGAUUUUUGGCUUGAUUUUCUGGUUUGUUGUUGGUAUUCAACCAUGCGAUUCAAGUAAUCGGACUUCAGUCUGUCAAGACGUUUAUGAUAAUACUCCAGAUGACCUACAAUGUCUUGCUGACCCCAUGAGUGGAUGGUACACGCCACCUGAUUGGUAUAUGACAUUAGCUGGUGUUGAUGAUGUGGCUUGUUUUCAUAAUCCACCUAUUGGCCAGUGGGUAGCAUUUUUUGCCCUUGUUGUUGCUGAGCUCGUGUCUAUUAUCCUUGGUGCUUUCUACUACCUUGGUAUGUGGAAACCCGUGCGUCGUGGUGCACACUACUUUGAUGAAUUUGAUCCUAAGGUACCGGAUGAUUUAUGGCCAAAGAUUGAUGUGCUAUUGUGUCAUUAUUCAGAGCCAGCUGAGGAAACUAUCGAUUCAUUAAUGGCGUGCAUGAAUCUACAAUAUCCGCCGCAUCUAUUGCAAAUUUAUGUCUUGGAUGACGGUUACUGUAGUGCAAAGUGGACGAAAGGCAAUCCUGUUCCUGCUAUCGAAUUAAACAAGGUAAUUCUUGAGAAAUCAGGUGAUUUACGUCAGGAAGUAGCGCAAUUUAUGUAUGAUCGUGUGUGUGAUCCUAAUGAAGAGAUGGAGGUGUAUGCAUGGCGCAAACUGCAUUCAUCUGCUAAUCUUCCGUCUAGUUCUCGACCAAAAGUAGUCAAUCGUGCGGAUUGCGCUGUUGGGUCCUUCCGUGACGAUUACCGCUACCCUGGUAUGCCUCAUGUAACCUUUAUUGGUCGAGUCAAGCCUGAAACGCAUUACUCGAAGGCAGGAAAUAUUAAUAAUUGUCUUUACAAUGAAGGAGCUACUGGACGAUACAUGCUGCUGCUGGAUUCCGAUAUGCAACCUCAUCCAAAGUUUAUUCUUGCGACGCUUCCGUUCUUUUUUGACGAUGAAGACCGUCAGCUGAAGAACAAAUACUCGUGUUCAUGCACGGGAUGCCAAAAUGUGGCUAAAAUGUGCUGUGCAUCAUGCAAGAUUGCCGGUGUACCGGAGGAGCGCAUUAGCUUUUGUUCAAAGGAGUGUUUUGAGAAUGCGAUGCACAUGCAGAGCGACUUGCAUCGUCGUCAAGUAAAUGGUACUUUAAGUGAUGUACAUACUACGAAGAAGGAACUUCGUUGUAUGAAUUGUAACUCAAAGCUUGGCAAAAGUGGAGAGUGUCGCAAGUGCAAUACGAACAAUCACAGUGGUGACGUAGGCAUGACGAUACUACAUACUUACUCAGAUGAUGUUCGUGACAAUGCCGUUGGCUUUGUGCAGACGCCGCAGUACUUUCGAGACUGUGUGCAAUUGCAGAUUGGUGAUCCACUCGGUCAUCGCAACUCUACAUUCUACGAUGCUAUACAGACUGGUCAGGAUGGCUAUGACUGUGCUUCAUUCGCUGGCACGAACGCUUUGAUUCGUCGAGAGGCUCUUGAUUCGAUUGGUGGAAUCCAGUAUGGUACUCUGACGGAAGAUUGCUACACUGGCGAGCGCUUGGUAUCAAUGGGUUGGAAGGCCUUGUACUUCCGCAAAGACUUUGAAGGUGAAAGUGAAGAACGUAUUCGUUUAGCAGAAGGACUGAUUCCCGACUCUGUGGCUGGAGCAAUGGCUCAGCGCAAACGAUGGGCCAAGGGUAAUUUCCAGACGGCUUUGAUGAAAAAAGAUAAGAAUGUUGCUGACCCAGAGUGGAAACGUCCUCACGUGGAUAUUCCCAAGUAUCGCAAACCGAACACUUUCAUGCGUCGUGUGUUUUACCUCAACUCGACAUUGUAUCCAAUUGACUCGAUUUCUGUUAUCCUUGUGUACUAUAUCACGCUCUACUUUCUGUACACGGGAUAUGCACCAAUUUUCGUAAACGGCCUUCGUGUGCUUGCAGCACUCGUACCGAAGCUCAUCGUACAAGGUUUGCUGUCAGCUUUGAGUACUCGUGGUGUACAAAAUAGCGAUGUCGUUCGUUCUCAAGAAACGAGAUUUGUGUACGCUUUUACAAACUUCACGGCCAUGCUUGGUGCUAUUGGAUGGAAGCUUACUGGUCGCAAGUCUCAAUGGCGUAGCAAACGUGAUGCUUCACGUGGAUCACUAGCUGAGCUACCAAAUGUGCUGCUAUUCUCUGGUGCAGUAUUUGGUAUUAUUUGGGCCACGGUACGCUACAUGGUGGCAUACUAUAACCGUGUCUUCUCUCAUGGUGACUCAAUGCUUUGCGCCGCCAUUCUUAUGGGAUUUCAUAUUGCAUACAAUCUGGGCCCAACCGUGCGUAUGAGCAUUCAGGAAUACUUUGGAUGGAGUUACCAAAGCUUGAUGGAUCAGGGAAAUUUUAUUGGCUCGAUCUCCAUUGCCGUUGGCCUGAUGUUUAUUUCACUAUGGGUACACGUUGAAAAGCCUGCCUCGGGUUAA